AUGCUCUACCAUGUCGUCACAGUACUUUGCCAAAUCUAUUGCACGGGUCCGCUGCUUCGAGCCGUCCAGGAAAGCCGUCUUUUCACAGACUCGAAAACGUUCGUAGAUAUGCCAUUGAAAAUGGAUCCCGUGCAAACACUUCGGGAUUUCGCCCAGCUCGACGCAAAGUCAAUUGCCGAUCCGGUGAUUUUGGCCAGCUUCGUUGCCUCGCAUUUUCGCCCGCCCGGCCAGGAGUUAAUUGCUUGUCAUCCGGAAGAUUGGUCAGACUUUCCCCUGUCAUUUCUACGCAUCAAAAAUUAUGAACAACGAAGAUGGGCCCUUCACCUUCAUCGAACAUGGCGUGAUUUAUGUAGAAGGGUAAGAGACGAGGUGCGAUUACAACCCGAAUUAAAUUCGCUCCUCUACGUACCGUAUCCAUUCAUUAUUCCUGGAGGCCGAUUUCGUGAAUUUUACUAUUGGGACACGUUCUGGAUUGUGCGCGGACUGCUCGUCUCCGAAAUGCCCGUCACCGCCCAGGGUGUCAUUAGGAAUCUCGCGCACAUGGUCCAGCAACAUGGCUUCGUGCCAAACGGUGGUCGCGUGUAUUACCUAACUCGUUCGCAACCACCCCUUCUCGCCCAUAUGGUCUACGACUAUUUCCUAUCGACGGGCGAUAUUCAGUUCUUAAUUGAAAUGCUGGAUGUGCUGGAGAAGGAAUUCGAGUUUUGGGUGAAGCAUCGCACGCUGACGCUCAACCUUGGCGUCGACACCCACCUUGCAAAAACCGAGGCGGAAACAAAAGAUGAUGAUCCCCCAAAACCCAUCGAAAAGCUGGAGGUAUUCCAGUAUCGAGUGAAGAUGAAGGUGCCAAGACCCGAAAGCUAUCGAGAAGAUAUGCAUUUGGUUGAAGGAAUCGAUGAUCAGGCCCGUCGUGAAGAAGUAUGGUCAGACGUUGCGGCGGCGGCCGAGACCGGCUGGGAUUUCUCGACACGAUGGUUGUCCCAUAAUGAGACGUCGCGACAUCUUUUGAAAACCAUCCGAACCCAUCGCCUCAUCCCCGCCGACUUGAACGCGUUCAUGUGCGCGAAUGCGCGGAUAUUGGCUUCGAUUCAUGAGAUUACAGGCGAUUUCACCCGAGUUUCCUACUACAACGAACGAUAUCGAAAUCUGAAGAAAGCGCUCCAAUUAUUACACUGGAACGAGACGGAGGGCGUCUGGUUUGAUUACGACCUGGAUUUAAAGGGCCACCUCACCAGCUACUACAUUUCAAACGCGGUGCCGUUGUGGACGCGGUGCUUUGAUGAUGAUGAGGUACCACAUCGAGUUCACGCAUAUCUCCAGCGCACCGGUGCCUUCAACUUCACAAAAGGGCUGCCAACGUCAAUGAUGAUGGCAUCGGAGCAACAGUGGGACAAGGAAAAUGCGUGGCCGCCGAUGGUGCACAUGGUAGUCGAGGGAUUCCGGCUGACCGGAGACGCGAAAUUGAUGAAGGAAGCCGCCCGAUUGGCGCGAGUCUGGCUGACCGCUUCCUAUCAAUCAUUCAUCCUGACGCACGCCAUGUUCGAGAAGUACAACGUGUCGGCAAUGUCGGAUGCUACCGGGGCUGGGUCGGGCGGUGAAUACGAGGUUCAGACGGGUUUCGGGUGGACAAACGGUGUGAUUCUCGAUCUCCUCGACAAGUUUGCCGAGCACAGCGCCGCUUCGGCUACGCCACUAUGGCCAGUUGUAUAUUUGUGCGUAGCUAUAUUAAUGCUA
Messenger RNA from Mesorhabditis spiculigera, 1734 nucleotides. NCBI's taxonomy places the organism in Eukaryota, Metazoa, Nematoda, Chromadorea, Rhabditida, Rhabditidae. The record is from the annotation of a GenBank genome assembly.